AUGCUCUCUGAUUCUGAAUUUAUUUCGGGAAUGGCACAAUUGGGAGUUUUCUUCCCAGUGCCAACCUGUGCCAAAUUACCGAAUUCUGGAAAUGCAAUUCCUUCAUGGCCAAACAAUUUGAUUUUGCCAAGAGGAAUGAAUUCCAAGUUGGUGUUGUGUUAUGAAGUGGAUGCGUUGUUGAACUGGCCGCAAGUUCAUGAAUUGGCAGGAAAUGUCUUGAUGAGAAUUAUCAACACACAUUACAAACUUACCAUUCCUUACCAGUUCACCAAGGUCAACACUUCCAAAUUAGGAUAUUUUGCCACAAUGAAAGGAAUUGUGGAUACUGGAGAUUGUGACGUUGCCAUUGCCUCCACAAACUUGGACGCAAAUCGCUUGCCACAAGUGCAUUUCAAUUGUCCUUACGGAACCUCGUCUCCAGGCUACUUGCGUUCUGCCUUAGAUCAAAACAAUGUUACCAUUUCCAAGCCAGAAGACAUCAACAACCCUAAUAUCACCAUUGUCACUUACGGUGGAAGUUUUUAUGCCACUUAUGCCAAAAACAAUUUUCCACUCGCCAAACUUAUUGGACUUCCAUCAGGUUACUCUGAAUGCUUUACUUAUAUUUUAGAAAAGAAGGCACAUAUCAUGUUAGGGGACGCCAUUGAUUUGAAGACAUGGGUCAAACAAAAUGCGAACCAGUGUCCAGGUUGUGAUUCAAAGGCUUUUGGAGAUCCAUUUAAUUAUGGAAGUUUUAUCACCAAUAAUAUUCUACAGUCGAGUGCUAUAAAAUUGAAUCAAGUUGGAAUGUUGACUUCUCUUUUGAUCGCAGUUAUCAUGAUGAUGCUUUUGACUUUUGGUGUUUUGCAUUAA
Messenger RNA from Naegleria fowleri, 852 nucleotides. RefSeq lists its product as uncharacterized. NCBI's taxonomy places the organism in Eukaryota, Heterolobosea, Eutetramitea, Acrasida, Naegleriidae. The transcript is spliced from 4 exons. The record is from RefSeq and is a predicted model, not a curated record. The coding region runs from base 1 to 852 and encodes 283 amino acids.